AUGUGGACUCAGAGCCCUGUUGAGCUCUCAAAUUUUGCUGUAUGUAUGCCUUCUUUAUUGCUCACUUCUCUCCUAUUCUUCUCAGGCAACAAAGGAGCUGGUAGAAUUCCACUGAAUUGGGAAAUCAGGUCUGGCAUUGCCCUUGUUGGACCCUCGUCCACCCCCAACCGUGUUGCAGGCUAUCAUGCACCAAAUGGUUUCCAGCUGAGACACAAGGCAAGGGGCUGGUUACACAACAUGGUUUCACCACAAGACCUUAUGCUGCAAUUGUUUUCACUGCAAAGGCAGGGGACAAGUCCAAAUCGGAAUGGAGAGAAUUCAUCCGCUGGACUGGACCUGCUAGAACUUAUUUUAACGUUUGAUGCCAACAGUGAUGGUUCAUCAGACGAAGGCAGAGAUAACUCCGGUGCUGAAGACUGUUUUGAAUGA
This is a messenger RNA of Ilex paraguariensis (yerba mate), 429 nucleotides long. NCBI's taxonomy places the organism in Eukaryota, Viridiplantae, Streptophyta, Magnoliopsida, Aquifoliales, Aquifoliaceae. The record is from the annotation of a GenBank genome assembly.